Spodoptera exigua (beet armyworm) is the source of this 1518-nucleotide messenger RNA. The record is from the annotation of a GenBank genome assembly. NCBI's taxonomy places the organism in Eukaryota, Metazoa, Arthropoda, Insecta, Lepidoptera, Noctuidae.
AUGGACGCGCGCAUUCACGCAUGCGUGCUGUUUCUAUUAUGUCUCCUUCAGAUAACUUUACCAUACAACAUAAGGAAUCAUCCAUGUUGUCUCGAACCAAACGAGAACCUGACGCUAGCAAUGAUCAUAGACGCGUUUGAAAUCUACGGACACGACCCAACGGACAAGUUGGAUAACCUGUGGCUGUAUCAGAACGAGAUGAUGAGGAUUAAGACUGCUGAGGAUCAGUAUCUAAUCAACGAAAGAGUGCACAUAGCAACGGAUCAUUUGGGACGUUUUAUCAAACUACACAUACAGGAACUAAAGGUCCUGCUGAUAACAUUAGACGACGUUAUAGACAACAUGCUAACGAUGUAUGAGAACCACAACUCAGUGGCUGCUGAACGCAAGGCUACUUACACCGGUGGUCCAGUGCCUAUGGAAUUUUACAUGAGUCAAGAAUUCUACUGUGGUAAAAACGUGUACAUCUUUAUAUCGGAGUUAUACAGCGACAUAUACAAUAUGGGUAAAGGAGUGGCCCCCUACUGCAAGGACAGAUCCUUCGUCUUCCUCGGUUUCCUGCACUUCCACGACGAGACUAAAUACUACUUACUGGACGAUCCGAGCAUCUCCUUCCCAACUGACAACUAUUUGCACGGUUUAGAGUGCCAUAUGGGUAUUUGUAUAUUCAGGUUCCCAUUCAAGAAGCUCCUCCAAAGAGUGCGAGACGUGUCCGCACUUCCAAAGGCUAUCGUCAAAUGUGGUACGGAGAUGUACAAACUCCCGCCUCUAUCUGCUGCCUCCUGCAUCAUUACGUCAGGGUCCUUCAUUCUGGACUUCAAUAUACAAGGAGUCCGAUAUAGACACUAUGACUACUUGCUGACUAUACCCAACGGCCAUACCUACUACACCAAAGAAGCUCACUCCCCACUAGUCUGCGACCACCACGUUUGUGAAUGGAACUACACCAACCAUUAUGGAGGUACAGUACGGCCGACGUAUCUUGGCGAGUCUGAAAAAACUCAACUCACUACAUCCGUGCCAGAGAGGAACCAGGCAUUGUUGCUUCCAAUUUAUAGUUUGUCAAGUCUGAUUAUUCCAAAGUCUAUGGACACAAGCAUUGCCACUAUGAACAUUGACCAAUCAGAGAGCAGACCAUUCCUGAUUCCUGGUGAUCCAGGUACAGGGAUUGACGCAGUGCCCCCCUACAUCGAGCCCACGCCAAAACCAGAUGGGGUGCUCGAAGAGGAGAAUAUCACUGUCCCUUAUAUCCUGGACGGAUGCUUGUUCAUGUAUCCGCCAAACUAUGGCUCCAUCGCGGGCAAGAGUUACUUGGACACAAUUGACCUACACGACGACAGGUUUACUUGCAACGCCGCUGGAGGGAACAAAGGUCUCUACUGGUACCCACAAUGGAUGGGUGCAAUGCCCCACCACCCGUACCCAGCACUAGGCGAAGAAAAGGACGCGUUCGAAGCACCCGGCGCCUUCUACCCACACCAACAAGGAUACGACAUGGACGAACAGGAUAUCGAAUAA